Messenger RNA from Solea senegalensis (Senegalese sole), 2053 nucleotides. RefSeq names its product DR1-associated protein 1 (negative cofactor 2 alpha) (gene drap1). Bases 93 to 797 code for a protein of 234 amino acids. Gene Ontology annotation, molecular function: core promoter sequence-specific DNA binding; transcription coactivator activity; protein heterodimerization activity. Gene Ontology annotation, cellular component: negative cofactor 2 complex; nucleus. The transcript is spliced from 8 exons. The record is from RefSeq and is a predicted model, not a curated record. NCBI's taxonomy places the organism in Eukaryota, Metazoa, Chordata, Actinopteri, Pleuronectiformes, Soleidae. Gene Ontology annotation, biological process: negative regulation of transcription by RNA polymerase II; transcription by RNA polymerase II; positive regulation of transcription by RNA polymerase II.
CGAGCUGCCAACGGGGAACGAGUGACGACGACGUGCUAACGAGUUAGCCGGCUAGCUGCCGCUAUCUGGUCAGACACCCACUUAAUAUAAAUAUGCCAAGCAAAAAGAAGAAAUACAACGCCAGGUUCCCUCCGGCGAGGAUAAAGAAAAUUAUGCAGACCGAUGAAGAAAUAGGCAAAGUGGCUGCAGCAGUACCGGUUAUUAUUUCGAGAGCCCUGGAGCUAUUUUUGGAAUCGUUACUGACAAAGGCCUGUCACGUCACCCAGUCUAGGAAUGCGAAGACAAUGACAACGUCACAUCUAAAGCAGUGUAUCGAACUGGAGCAGCAGUUUGAUUUCUUGAAGGACCUGGUGGCAACAGUGCCAGACAUGCAGGGCGAGGGGGAAGAGAACCACACUGAGGGUGGAGGAGAAAAAGUCUCCCGCAGGGGUCGAAAGCCAGGAUCUGGGCGCAAGAACGGCGGGGCCGGCUCCAAAGGCAAGGACAAGAAGUUAUCUGGCACAGAGUCAGAGCAAGAGGACGAUUCUGAAGACAGCGAGACAGAGGGGGACGAGGAGGACGGCUCUCAGUCGAGCACAAAUCUACAGACUGCAGCCAAGUUUCACAGCUCAAACGCGCCCCCGCAGCUCAUGCCCAUGGGCAACAUGGUCCCCAUGGGGGGCAACAUGGCUCCCGCACAUCCACAGGGCGCCAUGGCCUUCGCCCCGCACCCCUCCAUGAUGAGUGUCGCCCCGCCUCCACCAGCCCCCGCGCCGCACAACGACGAGGACGACGACGACGAAGACUAUGACUCUUAGCUCCGCCUCUCGCUCUCCCUCUCUCACACACACACACACACACACACACAUGCGUGUAUACACACAUACAUGAAAAUGAACGUGUCCUUUCAAUGUUAUUUUCGGGGGGAAAAGACUCUUCAUCGCUGCGCGCUGGCAGUAAAAUGCUCCUCAACGUGCGGCUCAAACAGGACCCCGCCGCCACUGGAGACAGGAAACCGCUUGUAUAGUAUGUGUUUUAAUUUUCUUUUACUUUUUUUUUUAUUAUUAUUAUUUUAUGAUAGAGAAGAGUCCGACGUGGAUGUUUUUUAACCAGUCAGUUCUUCUACUUUGACUAUUAAAAUGGCAGUGGUCGCUGUCGUCGCCCGUGAGCCUCCAGGAUACAGCAGACAGGAUAGGUGUGGUUUGUGUUGCCUUGUAGCGUUUUCUUUCUUAUUUUCUUUUUUUCGGCACUUUCUUUUAUUCCCUCAAACCUCUGUAACCGACACGAUGAAGGGAACUUAUCAGUCAUCAUGUAAACUCUCAGGUUGGCUGAAAAAUCGCUCGAUCUGUUCAUGUUAGUUCAAGCCUGAUUACAGCCUUUAAAGCUCGUGACAAAGACCAUUAGGAAAUGGAGACAAUUUCAGGACAAGAGCUUGUAAAGUAAGGCGAUCAGUCACAUAUUCGCUGUAUUAUAUUAUGUCGCUAUCACUCGGCUAUGACUGACUGCUGUUAAGGCCCCACUCGCGGGCUUUGCUCGUCGCUUCAGUUGUCUGGCUCUGACACAAACGAGGAAGCAGGUGUAUUUUUACUAUAGGUUAGCCAGCAACAGCUUUUUUUUCUUUCUUUUUUUAAAUUAAGAUUCUAUUUUUAAUUGGUGUUUUUUAUCAUGAGAACUGUAAAAGCUUCAUGACCACGGCCCUGGAGAUGACACCCAUAUCAGCAGAGGUUAUUGAUUUACAUUGUGUUGUUGUUUUUUUUGAUAGUGUCAGGCAUUUUGACCUUUAUUCUUUUAUACGGCCGUUAAACCCCUCGCCACCCCCUCAAGUUGAAUUGCUCAUCAGAAUUAUGACUCUCGAUUCUUGACUUUGUUUUUAAAGUUUUCAGUAACCUCCUCCUUUAUCUUACAUUGUUUUAGACGUAUGUCCGUUGAAAAGCAGAGUCGGGGGCUCCCAUUUGUGUGUCAGUCUCGGUAUGAAAUGUUUCCAAAAAAAAAAGACAGUUGACACUGUAUUGUAAACUUUUAACAUUCUUUUUAUUUUGUAUGGGUGAAAUAAAGUUCAUAUUUCAAUUUGAAA